This is a messenger RNA of Frankliniella occidentalis (western flower thrips), 2816 nucleotides long. RefSeq names its product atrial natriuretic peptide-converting enzyme-like. The transcript is spliced from 14 exons. Gene Ontology annotation, molecular function: serine-type endopeptidase activity; ubiquitin-protein transferase activity; protein binding. Gene Ontology annotation, biological process: proteolysis; protein ubiquitination. The record is from RefSeq and is a predicted model, not a curated record. NCBI's taxonomy places the organism in Eukaryota, Metazoa, Arthropoda, Insecta, Thysanoptera, Thripidae. Bases 392 to 2599 code for a protein of 735 amino acids. Gene Ontology annotation, cellular component: plasma membrane.
ACUGCGAUGGUGUACCUGCGGCAGGUAACGCAGCGCCGGAAACUUUGUUCAACUUACAGUGUAACGGUUUGAAACGUUCGGUAGUUAUACUUGAUGCUACAUUCCAAGUACGAGGCGACCACUAAAAAUUAGGAUCGCUGUACCCUGGUGCUCCUGCUUGCGGUCCUCACUCGCGUUGCCACUGGCUCCCCCUGCGAGGCGGGGCGGUUCAAGUGCGGGGAGCGGUGCAUCGCCAACGAGUUUGUGUGCGACGGCCAGGCGGACUGCGACGACAGCUCGGACGAGGAGGGCUGCCAGACCUGCAGCCGCAGGGCGCUCCGCUGCAACGGCGGCCUCUGCUUGCACCGCGGCGCGCGCUGCAACGGGAGGCCGGACUGCAUCGGUGGAACAGAUGAGGUCGACUGCCCGGAGUGCCCUUCAACGGUACACUUGCUACGGCAACAGGACGCUAGACUUGGAGUACCACUGCGAUGGCUACAACACCUGCGACGACGGUGAUGAGUAUCACUGCAACUCGUGCCAGGGCGGGGCCUUCCACUGCGGGCAGGACUGCCCGCUCAGCUUCAAGUGCGUCAAGCCGAGCACAGUGUGCGACGGUGUCUCGGAGUAUCCCUUCACCCACGAAGAAGACGGCUGUGCACCAGAUGGACCGGGCAGCAUGAGCUUGCUGGAGAUGGCAGCUCGCCUGCAAGUCAACUCAGUGGUGAGGCGCGGCCGCGACUGGCAGUGGGGCGACUCGGACGGGUCGGGCCUUGGAGUUGUCCUCUCGCCCAUCGACCUGGACGGCUGGGUCAGCGUUAACUGGACCAGCUCUGGGAAAGUGCAUCGCGUGCGCAUGGGUAACGAUACCAAGUACGACCUCAGCAUAGUGGUUGCCGAGAAAAAGGAUUGCCCAGCAGACCGCUUCGCAUGCGACGAGGGUCGCUGCAUUCACCGGGACUUUGUCUGUGACGGGCUGCCAACCUGCGCCGAUAAAACAGACGAGAUGGAGUGCCGUUGGUGCAGCCCCAGAGCCUUUCAGUGCGCACCCGGGGGUCAGUGCCUGCAUCAGAAGCUCCUCUGCGACGGGAUCAACGACUGUCCGUACGGCCGGGACGAGGAGAACUGCGAAGAGCGCAUCGUCCCGCGCCAGAAGCGCUUCCUGUGCAACGCCGGGCCAAGCAUCGUCCCGGAGAAAUUGGUCUGCGACGGCCAGAUGGACUGCAUAGACGGCGAGGACGAGGCCCACUGCGAGCGUCACUGGUGGAGGCAGCACGAAUCGAGUGGAGCAUUCGCUGGGUGUCAAGGCGGUGCGCUGUACUGCAAAGAAAAGAGAUGCCUGAAUCCAGGUCUAGUCUGCGACGGAGUCUACGACUGUGCUGAUGGGGAAGAUGAGCAGGACUGCGCAUCAGCUGGUGCCCUCAAACUGCGAGGUCCCGAGGCUGCAGCCCGCAUGAAGAUCGGCUCUCUCGUAGUUCACAGCAAUGACAGCUGGUCAAGUCCCUAUAGCAAAGAUAUGGCGCCAGGGCCAAAAGGAAUCGUCAGGUCACAAGUCAACAAACUCGGCGAAGUUUUAGUCUUUUGGCCUACCUUAAACAAGACUACAAAGGAGUACAUGGCGCAUACCGAUUGGGACAGCCAAAUAUACAAGUUCUACUACGAUCUGCACGUUUUGACGAAAGAGUCAAAAGAACAGAGCUGCGGGAUUGCGGCAAGAGCGGAUGGCCCUCUGGUGUUUAGCGAGACACUGGCUCCUCUCGGAACCUUCCCGUGGCACGCUGGGAUAUAUCUGAAGAAGGGUUUGACUUACACUGGCAUAUGCGGUGGUUCGCUUAUCACAUCUACCGUCGUUCUCUCAGCCGCCCAUUGCGUAGCCAAAAGAUACAACGAGAAAGAAGUGUCUCCUGAUCAGCUCGCCGUGGCUUUAGGGAAGUUCCGCAGCGGUUGGGACGAUGAAAAGAAAGGCGUUCAUAAGAGUGACAUCAGAGAGAUCUCGAUCCAUCACACCUACAAAGGUCAACCAGGAAACUAUGCUAAUGACAUAGUUUUGCUUCGUAUGGAGGAUGAGAUUCUUAACUUUGGAAGAGCCAUAUCUCCUGUAUGCAUCGAGGACGACGUGGGCCUUAAAGUCAAUGAGCCUAUGCAGAUCGUUGGUUGGGGUUACGGGGACACGCUUCGACCGGAACUUGCAUCGAUCAGCUUGAGCUACGUACCGUACGAAUCGUGUGUCACUCACGUAAGAGAAACGUCCAGCAGGCACUUACCCUGGAUAACAAGAGACAAAAUCUGUUCAAUUAGACAAAAAGAACUCACCUUUUCGAGCCGGGAGGGGCUGGCGCGAGGCGACAGUGGCGGAGGGGCCGUGGUUCUGCGGGGAUCCUCGUGGUUCCUUGUGGGAAUCGUCUCAACGAGCUUCGACAACCACACAGUCCACACAUUUACGGAUGUGGAGCAGUUCAUCCCCUGGAUCCGCCAGUUUACAGCUCGCCCCGAGGAGCUAACCGCGGCUACACCACAUAGUGCUCUCACAGAAUUAGAGAGCACUAUGUCGCCAAUCAUGGAGAACAUUGAUGCAACUACAGCAGAAACUUCCGCAACUAGAGCUCAUUUACAAAACUGAAAAGGACGUUAACUUUCAUGUUCCGAAAAUUCUAUGAUUUUGGAACCUAUGACAUGUGUUCGUUUGAACAUAAAUUGUACGAGCAAUCAAUCUGAAAAUGCAAUAUAAUGUUAAUAUACAGCUCGCGUAGAUAGUAUUUCACAAACAGUGAAAUAUGAGCGGUGUGAACAGUGGACAUAUCUACUAAUCAACAAGAGCAAUAAACCAUUUCAACCGA